Aspergillus mulundensis is the source of this 666-nucleotide messenger RNA. RefSeq lists its product as uncharacterized. NCBI's taxonomy places the organism in Eukaryota, Fungi, Ascomycota, Eurotiomycetes, Eurotiales, Aspergillaceae. Bases 1 to 666 code for a protein of 221 amino acids. The record is from RefSeq and is a predicted model, not a curated record. The transcript is spliced from 3 exons.
AUGCGUCUGACUAUUAUCACCCUUAUUUUGGGUCUCUUUGCCCUUCUGGCAUUGGGUGCCCCCUCCACUCCUAGUCUGGAUGCUCAGUCUGAUGAACAUUCCGGCAUGACCGUCUCCGAUGUCUAUUGGAAGGUGCAGGUCACCCCCGGCGCCCCUGUUAUCAUUCUCAACGGAACCGUCCAGUCUGUUUACGCCCAGCUCCUGGAACUGAACCCCAACUACGACGCGGACUGGAACAACACUGACGUCCCAUUCAAUCUUGAGGAAGAGGAAGAUUAUGAGGAUGACGAAGAGGAGACCACCGAUAUCGAUCACCAUGUUCCUUUCAAUGUGAAGCACACUGUUGACUGCAAGGGACCCUCUGGUGCCGCCCGAACCAAGCGUAUUAAGGAAGGCAUCAAUUAUCUCCACAAGGUCAAGGGUCAGCCUUGCAGCCCUCAAACAACUUGUGGUCGGGUUAGCUGCUCCUACAAGGCGGCCAUUAAGUGGUGCAACUGGGGAAAAGGCGAGCGCUGCUUACCUAGUUUCGAAAACAUUGCCCAGGGCGCUAGUGUGAUCGUGAAUGACUGCGCUGGAGUUCAUAUGGACGACAAGUUGGUUCACGGUGACCUUCACCAACCUGAUCUGUGGAGUGUUAUUGUUGAGAAGGACGAUUACAAGUGCUAG